Messenger RNA from Amblyraja radiata (thorny skate), 3277 nucleotides. RefSeq names its product family with sequence similarity 185 member A (gene fam185a). The transcript is spliced from 8 exons. Bases 140 to 1300 code for a protein of 386 amino acids. NCBI's taxonomy places the organism in Eukaryota, Metazoa, Chordata, Chondrichthyes, Rajiformes, Rajidae. The record is from RefSeq and is a predicted model, not a curated record.
GUAGUCUACCCACGACCAGGACGGACGGACGGAGAGUGCGCAGACUUCAGCUCCCAACAACCUCUGCUUGCCGAUCAAAACAAAAACAACUACAGCCGCCCUUUAACGAAGAGGCUUUUUACAAUUAUUCUGGCGCAACAUGACAUUUCUGGUUGUAUUUUGCCGCAGAGCCAGUCGAGCGGUGUUGCUCAAAGAGGGGCUCGGCGUGACUAGUCACUGCUUUCUCCGUGCAGUGGCCCGAAGGCCUGUGUCAGCUACUCGAAGCCUCAGCUCCAAACAGAAAGGCACGGUGCUAAAACGCUGGACUUUACUGGUGGAUCCUUUCAGCUCUUUAAAGGUCCGCCUGCCCUGCGAUGUGUCCGUGAAGGCGCUGGAUCCGCACGGUUAUCCGGAUGCUGAUCGCGUUUUUGUGGAGCUUCUUUCCCCCAACCAAGCUGAAAACGUGGACGAUGUUCAGGUGCAGUACGACAAGGCUCUGAAACAGAUGGUGGUGGCUUCAGAGAACGUCAGUGGUGAUGCUCGUAUUGUUUUGGUAACUCCGGUAAAGUUUGAUCUCGAUAUUAGCACAUUCAAUAAAGGAUGCGUUAAAAUAAAACAAAUGGAGAGUGAUAUCUGCUAUGUGGAAACUGAGAGAGGGCACAGUAUCUUGAAUUCAUUAAAGGCCCAUAAAGUCAAAGUGCAAAGCAGAGGUGGAAAUGUGAUCUGUCUAGGAACAAUCCAUGGAAAUGUAGAUAUUCAGACCUCUAAUAAAGGUGUUGUGGAAAUUGACAAACUUCAAGGAACAACCAUGAAUAUUUCCACUACCAACGGUACAUUAAAAACAAAGUACAUUUAUGCCAAGUCUUCACAUCUGUCUUCUUCCAUUGGGAAUAUUGAACUUGGAAACAUUCAUGGUAGUGUUACUAUUCAGACGGAAGCAGGUGCUGUUACAAUAGAUUCCUCUGAUGGCAAUCUAAACGCUACUACACAACAAGGUGAUUUGGAUGUUUACGUCAGUCAACUGGGAAUUGUGAAUCUGCUAACUCAAGAAGUUGCCUUUCUUAUCACAGGAUCUAUCACACUAAAAGUACCCAAAGCCCUAAGAGCUAAACUCCAAUUAUCAGGGUCUGUGGUAGAAAUCAGUCCUGAGCUUCAAAUGCAGGAGAUUAGCAGCAGCACAGAACAAGGUCACCAAACUGUUCAAGGUUUUCUGAAUGGUAAAGGGGAAGGUGCGCAUUUAAUCGAGGCUCACACAAUGCGUGGAAUGCUGAACAUAAAAAGUCAAAGUUGGAUUGAAUCUCUUAAACUGAAGCCAUUAUAAUUUGUCAUAACUUCAGCUUUUGGAUUUUUUCUUUUGCCAUUUUUACAUUAAUGCCAGCUUGCUGUGUAUAAUUAUUACAGGUUUGCUUGUACUUUAAUUUUUAUUUGCAAUGGUAAUCAUCAAGUCUGUCGUCACUGUAAUGCCUUAACCUGUUUAAAAGCUGUCUAUAACUGGAUUAUUAAUUUGCAUUUACUUGCAUUAAUUUGCAUUAUCUUCAUAUUUUAAUUUGUAUGUUAUUUUUUAUAUAAACAUGGAUUAAAAGGUUCACCCAGCAAUAUUUAGGAAGUGUAGUGGUAACAGACACUAUUUAAAAAAUACACAAUAUACUUUCAUUUUUGUUACUUUCAAGAACAAGGAAGUACCUAGAGAAAUGUUCCCGAAGAAUAGCAUUUUCCAUAUUGCAGAUAGAUUAUAUUAAACUUAUUUUGGGAAACUUGGUUAAUCAUCUGUGAACGCAAUAAAUAUAAUGAGUAAUCACUCAAAGGAUGUAUUUAGAAACGAGGAACUGCAGAUGCUGGUUUACAGCAAAAGACACACAAAGUGCUGAAGUAAUUCAGUGGGUCAGGCUGAGAACAUGGAUAGGUGAUGUUUUGGGUCGGGACCCUUCUGCAGACUGGUUGGAGGUCUGCAUAAAGGGCGCUGACUCAACGCCAUCUACUCAUGCUCUCCAGGGAUACUGCCUGACCCGCUCAGUUACUCCAGCACUUUGUGUCAAAGGAUGUUUAGUGAUAUCUUGUGAACUUAUAGUGAUAUCUUGUAAAAUUGGAAAAAUGCAAAAAGACACUUUCUGCAACAACAAAAAAUGAAAGACGUUAACUAUUGAAACUGAGCUGCAUUGAAACAAAGGAUACUCACAAAGUACAAAUUGCAGAUAACCGUCAAUGCAUGUCUGCUUGCAACUCACAAUGAGCUGCUUAUUUUUGCAUGCAGUGAUGAUGCAGUAAUUAACUUACAGAACAAAUAAAUCUGCGGUCAAAUCCUGCUCAUCAAAGUAAUUUGGAAUUGGGGAAAAAAACAAUCAGCCUUGGCAACAAAGUUCGGGUGAUCGCCAUAAAAUCCCAUCUGGUUCUCUAAUGAUCUUGGGGGAGGGGAGAUGGGGAAGGUGGCUAGCAAUUCAGUUGGAUACACUGCCACUGAAAGAGAGACAGAAUAAAACUCAAUGACUCGCCCACCUUUCACAUGAAUAUCAAAUUUAGAUACAAAGUUAGUUGUAGCCCAGAAUAUGUUUCUUUGAUGAUAGUUCCGUGUUCAACUCUGUCAUCGCCUCUAAAUUUAUCAAAACUUAAGAGUACUGGGUCCCUCUUCUUCCUUGACUUCCUCACCAGCAGACCCCAAUUACUACUAAUUUGCAAAAUGUUCUCCUCAUUAAUCAUCAUAUGCUUGAAGCUGUAAGCUUAGUCCCCUGCUCUACUCUAUACACUUGACUGUAGCAAGACAUAACUCCAUUGCCAUCUUUUAUAUUUGCUGACGAUACCACAGUUGUUGGCUGAACAUUGGGUAAUAAUGAGUCCGAAUAGCGGAGGGAGAUCGAUAAUCUGAAUGAAUGGUGCCAGAACAACACUUUUGCUCACAACGUUAGCAAGACUAAAUAAUGGAUCGUUGACUUCAGGAGGGGAAAUCUGAGUAUUCACGAUCAUUGAUAGGACGGUGGUGGAGAGACGUAACAGCUUCAAGUUCCUGGGCGUGCAUAUCGCUGCAGAUCUAGGCCCAGCACUUGAAUGCAAUCACAAAGAAUAUUCAUUAACACCUCUACUUCCUGAGACGGUUGAGGAAAUUUGGUAUGAAUACUCUAUCGUACCUCUGCAGGUGUAUUGUAGAGAGCAUAAUGACUGGUUGCAUCACGCCCUGGUUCAGGAACCCGAAUGCUCAGGAAUGGUGAUUAUAAUAAAGUUUUGGACACUGUUCAGUCAAUCACGGGUACCUUCCUCCCACAAUUGAAAGGAUCUAUUGGAGGUGCAGCCUCAUAAAGGCAGCCAA